Messenger RNA from Achroia grisella, 1938 nucleotides. RefSeq names its product piggyBac transposable element-derived protein 3-like. The coding region runs from base 1 to 1938 and encodes 645 amino acids. The transcript is spliced from 3 exons. The record is from RefSeq and is a predicted model, not a curated record. Lineage: Eukaryota; Metazoa; Arthropoda; Insecta; Lepidoptera; Pyralidae.
AUGGCUUGGCUCCUUGACCCCCGAACAGGACGCAGAUUACCGUUAACUGACGACCUCGUACUAAGCUUGUUGGAGGAUGGCAACUGCUCGGAUCUAGAAUUAGAUGAUGCCGAUGAGGAAGAAUUUGUCCCACCGGUGGCGGAAAAUGAGGUAACUGCAUCAGACAAAGAAUUUGGCGUUCCUGAACUCACACCUUCACAACUAGGCGUAAAAAGAAGUGCUACUAGCCUUCAAGAUAAUGCGGAGGCAGGUCCGUCCAAAAAACGAAAAAAACCGGUAAAAAUAGAAAUUCCUCGGCGUAAACGCAUUUGGAAAAAAACUGAGUUUAUCGAUACAUUUCACGAAUACGUUGGCCACCCAGAACCGAACAUAGUUCGGUCGCCUAUUGAAUAUUUUAGUGAAUAUUACAAUGAUGAUUUUUUUGAACAAAUGUCAGUCUGUACAAAUAUGUACUAUACGAGAAAAACUGGCAGGAUAUUAAACUGCACUAAACCAGAAAUUAAAAAAUUAUACGGUAUUCAUCUAAUGAUGGGAAUUUUAUCUUAUCCUAGAAUUGCUAUGUAUUGGAGGCAAAAAAUUUGCAUUGAAGCAAUAGUGUCUGCAAUGACCAGAGACCGAUUUAUGUUGCUGCGUAAUAAUCUACAUGUAGUGGAAUCAGAUACUCCGCCGGCUGGUUACAGGGUUAAUCCUCUCUGGAAGGUACAACCAGUAAUUGACGCAGUAAAACAAGGAUGUAAUAAAAUCUUAAGAACACCUGGUAGGUUUUCUGUCGACGAACAAAUGAUCCCUUUCACAGGAAAGUGCCACCUUAGGCAACUACUGAAAAAUAAACCGCGCCCAGUGGGUCUUAAAAAUUUUGUUGUUACCACUAAUGAAGGGCUAAUGAUAGAUUUCGAAAUUUAUUAUAGGAACAAUCCUGUACUUUCGCACCCCCUUGGACUUGGACCGGCUGUAGUUUUCCGCCUUAUUCAGAGUGUUCCUCCUGGAAGCUGUAUCUUUUUUGACAGAUACUUUACUACCAUUCCUUUGUUGGACGAACUGAAACGACUUGGAUAUCAUGGGACAGGGAAAAUCAUGGUCAAUCGUAUUCCAGAACGACAACAGAUAAGCUUCAAAGAAGACAAAACGAUGCGAAGGGGAGACAUUGACCAAAGAGUGUCCAAUGGCAUAGUUUUGGUGAAAUGGAAGGACAGUAAAGCAGUUCUUACGACGUCAAACUGUACUGGUGGUACGGCGAUAAAUAACAUAAAACGAUACGAUAAGAUCGCGAAAUGCUACAUCGAUGUUGACGCUCCAAAAAUUGUAACGUUUUAUAAUACGUUCAUGGGUGGAGUUGAUGUCCUAGACCAAUCUAUGGAGUACUAUAGGACAUAUAUGAAGACGCGUAAGUGGACUUUAAAAGUAAUACUCCAUUUUAUGGACUUAGCUGUAGUAAACGCUUGGCGUCUUUACAGAUGCGAUUCCUUAGCCAAAGGUAUUCCAAAAAAUCGUAUUCAGGAUUUACUUGCAUUCAGGUUUGAAAUCGCUGAAACUUUUAUGAACACCCCUGAUAGAGACCGUCUCCAAUCAACUCCUUUAGUUGAACUACAAGUAAAUCUGUCAAGCAGAUAUAGACCAGCAAAGAAUCCCUCGAUCGGAAUGAGAUAUGAUGGCUAUGAUCACUUGCCUGUAUUUGAUGAUAUAAAAGCUCCACGUAAAUGUCGAUUGGAGAGUUGUUCCUCUCGUUCUAAAAUAAGAUGCCAUUGCACAAAUGGCAGGAAAUCAUCGGGUUAUACAAAGGUAUCGCUGGGCGGGCGGGAGCGUGGCUGGCCAGGCCGGCAGCCACCUUGCCGCCCGCAGGCCCGCCUCGCCCGCGCCUCUCCGCAGUCUACUCACAGCUACCGCGAAAUACGCUCCGUACCACCGCGCUACUACCGGCGUCGUACUCCGCGAACCUAA